Messenger RNA from Didymodactylos carnosus, 5047 nucleotides. The record is from the annotation of a GenBank genome assembly. NCBI's taxonomy places the organism in Eukaryota, Metazoa, Rotifera, Eurotatoria, Philodinida, Philodinidae.
UGUUAAAAUUUAUAUGUUUAUAUGUAUAAAAAUGUGAUGCUGGAAAAUUUGGUGAUCAAAAGUAUCUUUCUUUGGUGAUCAUUUGUAUCUAAAAAAUUUGGUGAUCAAAGGUAUCUUUUUUUGGUGAUCAAAACAAUUGACACCCAUACUUUUACCUUUGCGCGUUUUCUCAUUCACCUUUUAUCUCCAAAAUUCAAUUUUUAUGCAAUGACAAUGAAAAAUUAGCAAGUGUUUUCAAAAUUUCUCACUUACGAUGUGCUUUCAGAAGUACUUCUCAAUGAUAAAAAUACUUCCAUUUAGUGCUAAGAAGUACUUGGUCAAAGAGCUUGACAAGUAAGGGCUUUUUUAUCACCCUAAACCGAAAAAAGUGUAUUUAAAAACCAAAAGUGUUCUUCUGUUUGACCAAAAAACUGAAGAAUGUUUUUUAGAAAGUCUCGAAGGGUUUUCUAGCUUUGGUAACAAUCAGAAGGUUUUUUCCUAAACCCAUUUGGUUUAGGGAAACAUCGUUUUUGGUUUUUCAAGUAGAGAAGGAUUUUCUAGUUUGAGCAAAAAAUCACAAGGGAUUUUUAAAAAGUUAAUUUUUUAAGAGGGAUUUUUAAAGAGUUAAUCGAACACUUUAUAUUUCGAACGAGUGCUUGUCAAUUGAAAAAUCAAGUACUUACACACUGGACAAGUAGUUACACGUAAAUUUACUUCUGGAAAAAAGACGGAAAAAAAAGUACCGACUUCAUUACGCGAGCGGAGUACUUGUCCCAAGUAGUGUGGCCCAAGUACAUUCUCUGGGGUUUCUUAUGGGGAGAAAAAAUUGAACAAAUCGGCCAUUCAGUUAUCAUUCUGGAAUCCCAGAAGAAAAUCUCUACCGUUCGGUUUUGCCGAACAUUUAGAACGGUUCCACAUCGUGUAAGUUCUAUUUAUUGAGAGUAUAAAUAUUUAGGUACGUACUUAAGAAGUAUGUUGCCACUUGGCAUGCGAAUGCAAAGAUUUUUUCCUUAUGCAGAUUUUAAAGUUUUUAUCCACUGGAACUUUCAGAAACAAUUGAAAAUUAAUGCGAACUAAUUUAAAAGAGUCUCAUAUUAAAUUAGUUCGGAUUAAUGUUUUUCUGAUUAAAAAUCAAUUUGAAUUAAUUUCGUUUGAUAAAUUAAUUCAGGCCAAUUGAAUUCAGUUCGAAUUAGUUUAUCAAGUUAAAUUAAUUUAAAUUGAUUUUUAAUCAGAAAAACAUUAAUCCGAACUAAUUUAAUAUGAGACUCUUUUAAAUUAGUUCGCAUUAAUUUCCAAUUAUGGAUAUUUGCCUUAGAAGCAACUGAAACAAAAAAUAUGUUAAAUACGAAUGACAGAUUUGAUAGUUUUCUUCAGAAUUACAAUGUUCUCGUAAUAGACAUCUCGUGCCACGCAUCCACCCAUAAAUAAGCAAAAAAAGGUGAAUUACUGAAUUGAAUGGCUAAAUAAAUUAAAUAAUGCGUGUACAUCAAAAACUGAUGAAACUUGGAUCUAUAUCAUGUUUUACUCAAAAGUCGUUUUAGAAAAUUUCGUAGAUAAAAGUUAUUAUAUUAUAUAAUAAUCCAAAUAUUAUAUCGUGGAGAGUGAUACAUGAAGAGUCAGUUUCUGAUAAUUUAUGCAUCUGUGGGUUUUUCAAAACCGGUUCGUCUGAAUUACAUUGAGAUUAACACCGGAUAAAUAUGAAAAUCUUUUAUUUUCAUCUCAAACGGACCUUUGUGUAAAAGCUUAGGAAUGCGAGACCGGUUAUCAGUCGCAAAGAGAGCGAGAGUAGUUAAUCAUGCAUACUAUGCGUUCUCUCACAAAUACAGUGAUAAGACGAAAGUGACAUCUAUACAUAGAUUAAGCCAACGAGCGAUGAAGAAUAAAAAAGGUUAAACAAUGAAUAAAAUAACCAAGUGAUCAUAAAGUGAAUUCCAUUUUUUUGUGUCUAGAUUUUUCAGUUAGGAUUGGAAUUCAGAAGAAGCUGAAGUUUUCAGAGAUAUUCCCUUCUUGGAUUUUCGAUUUUGGCAGCUUCAGAAUAUAAUAAAAAACCCAGUCGAGCUAAAAUUUUUCUCACAGAUACCUCAGACCUUAUCUCAGGUUCUCAAUUUUUCGUUUUGAGAAAUAUGCUUUCCUUCUCGACAAAACCUUCGAAAGUUGAAAUCCAAAACGCUUAAAAACUAUUUAGAACCUGAGAUAGGGUCUAAAGUAUCUGUGAUAAAAUUCCAGCUCGAUCGGAACAUUUUGUCGAUGGGUCAUAACGUGACUGGAUUGAAGUGACUAUUGAAAAAGGGCACAUAGUAAGAAAAACUCAUUUUCUACACAGAUCACUUUUUUUCAAGGGUAUUGGCUGCAAAGAUUAUACCUCCUCGAAAAGUCAUUGGACAAUUUCGAAGAUAUCUCAUUGUUAAGGGAACACUUUUCCGAAUAUGCAUAAGAAAAAGUUUCGAAUGUACGAGAAAGGAGAAAAACUUAUGAAACUAAAAGUUGAGCUUUUUCAGGCUUGGAAGGAAAAAUUUAAAGAAUUCAUAACUUUUCAAAGAAGGCCAUGAGAUGCUGGGUGCGAUCUCAUUUUGUAGCGCAGACUUCCCUCUACCGUUAGAUAUGGUCAGCUUAAAAGCAAAACGUUUUUCAAAGCAGAGGGUACCUUUAAGCAAAACUUGAAAUCGGUCUCGGUAACUUGAUAUGAUGAAUAUUCGUCGGAGGUUUCAUCAGAGCGGAUAGUAUAUAAAACGCUUUUUCUGUGUAGAAGUCCUUAUAUUUAUGUGACAUUUGCCAAACAGUGAUCAGAAAAAGUCAUUUUAUUAAUCUCUUUUGAUAGAAAACUAUGGAAACGUUUCUGAUAUGACCUAUUCCAGUUCUUUUGAACAUUUAUGUCGUAGUCGACUUCAGACAUAUAUUGUAUCAACUGAAACUUGACGAAUACAUUUCUUUUAGACUUGUGAACCGUGAAGUUGAACUUUCGAUAACCGAUAUUGUCGCGUUGCCAUCACAAACUAUUCCUGUCACAUUGGUAUGUGCUGGUAAUCGUCGUAAAGAGCAAAAUAUGUAUCGUCAGACAAUCGGUUUCAAUUGGGGCAGUGCUGCUGUUUCAACAUCAAUGUGGAAGGGUGUACUGUUAAAAGAUAUUUUGACACUUGUUGUCGGUGGUAUCAAAUCACAGGCUCGUUGGGUUUGUUUCGAAGGUGUAGAACAAUUGCCAAAUGGCACGUAUGGAACAAGUAUACCGAUUGGUCAUGCACUGAACGAGCAAAUGGAUGUUAUGAUUGCAUAUGAAAUGAACGGAGAACGGCUUCCACCUGACCAUGGUUAUCCUGUUCGAAUGAUUAUACCUGGCUGUAUCGGGGGUCGAAUGGUAAAAUGGUUAAAGAAAAUUGAAGUAACAGAAACAGAAUCAUCUAGUUAUCUUCAUUAUCAUGACAAUCGUGUUUUACCAGCACAUGUUAUUGAUGCUGAUAUUGCCGAGAAUGAACGAUGGUGGUACAAACCCGAUUAUAUAAUUAUGAAUUUAAAUAUUAAUUCUGUCAUUACAUCACCACAUCACAAUGAACUAUUAACUAUCAAACAGCCCGACGAUACUUAUACACUUCAGGGUUAUGCUUAUACAGGCGGAAAUCGAAAAGUAAUUCGUGUAGAGGUAUCGUUUGAUGAAGGACUGACAUUUGAAUUGACAAAUAUCAAACAUCCUGAAUUAGACUGUGAAUCGAAUACAAACGAUUUGUAUUUUCGACCACGAUAUUGGUGUUGGGUAUUUUGGAGUUUUCCAGUUGAAACUCGUCGUUUGAUUCAUUGUCAAGAAUUAAUCGUUCGCGCUUGGGAUUCGGCACAAAAUUCACAGCCUCAAUCAUUGACAUGGAACAUAAUGGGAAUGAUGAAUAAUUGUUACUUUAGCGUUAAAAUCUCUCGUAUAGACAAUGAGACAUUAAAAUUUGAACAUCCUACUGUACCUGGAAACAAUACGGGUGAUGGAUGGUUAAAGAAACAGUUCCAAGAACAAAAGACAACGAAAACGGUAACAACAGGAACAAAAUUUUUUACAAUGAACGAAGUUUCCACACACAACACGAAUCAAGAUUGUUGGAUAAUAAUUGACAACAAAGUUUAUAAUCCAACGCCGUUUCUCAGUGAACAUCCCGGUGGUGGUGAUAGUAUAACAUUGAAUGGUGGAACUGAUUGUAGUGAUGAAUUUAAUGCAAUACACUCAAAAAAGGCUCAUCAAAUGUUAGAAAAAUAUUACAUAGGAGACUUACUAUCAUCGCAAGUUCCAAUUAAUAAUACACCUUGUACUUCUUCAUCUAUAACUCAAUGGCAGUCAGUCACAUUGGAAGAAAAAGUUUCACUAUCUAAAGACCAUCGUCAAUUAAAAUUUCGUUUACAAAAUCCAGAGGUGUCACUCGGUCUGUCAGCUGGUAAUCAUAUUCUACUGAAAGCAAAAAUUGAUAAAAAAACGAUUAUUCGUGCUUAUACUCCAUCAUCUCCGCCUAAUCGUAUUGGUUCAUUUGAUCUCGCUAUUAAAGUUUAUGGCAGUAAAAAUGGUGGAAUAUUUUCUCGAUAUCUUGACACUCUUCAGCAAGGUGAUAAAAUUGAUAUUCGGGGACCGUUGGGAGGCAAUUUUGUUUAUCAAGGUGCUGGUAAAUAUUUGGCUGAUUUUGGCAAGAAAAAAGGCUUUGCCAAAGAGAUUGGAAUGGUGUGUGCAGGAACGGGAAUAACACCAAUGUUUCAGAUAAUUCAAUAUAUAUACAAUGAAGAUAAUAAUAAUCAACGGCCAUUCGUGUCGCUCAUCUAUGGUAGUCAGACAAAAUAUAAUAUUCUAUUGCACAAAGAAUUACAAUCAAUGGUAAAUGAUCGUCUACGUAUUCGAUACGUACUCUCAAGAGAUGGCGAACGACGACGAAUUAACAAAGAUGAAAUCAAAUCAAAUUUAUUUCCGUUCAAUAAUACAGACAUAACAAAUGAUGAAAAAGUUAUUUUAUUAUGUGGUUCAGAACAAAUGAUUCAUGACACAUUUCGACCCAUUCUUAGUGAAAUAUUUGAUGACACAUGGAUUGAUGAUCAUGUUUUUGUGUUUUAA